GGCAUUGGCCAAACCAGUCUCUCAAUUGCGAGGGAUUUUGAGAGUGAUUGCCUGACGGUGUAUUUAAAUUCGCGGCAGCAAUGGCAACGGCGAAAUUCAAGGAUGCAUCCCCGUAUGUUAAGCCGAAACCUUUACUACCUGAGGAAGAUUAUCUCUAUAAAAAAUACGUAGAGGCUCUUUCACUGAAAACUGAGUCCCAAGAUGAACCGAUAGUCAAGCUAGCCCUGUUCGGUGUGGGUCGUGCCGGAACAAUACAUUUAAUGUCUGCUGUUUCCAAUGCGCGUGUCGAGCUAUUAUACAUCGUGGACGAUAUCGAAAGCAAUUGGCCAAAAAUAAAAAAAUACUGGCAUCUGGACAACGUUACUUUCCUGAAUAGCAAGCAGUCUGACAAAGUAUUCAAAGAUCCCAACGUCGACGCAGUCAUCGUGGCGUCGCCGACUUACACCCACGAGAAUAUCGUCAUCAAGGCUUUGGAGGCGAAGAAAGCGGUCUUCUGCGAGAAGCCUAUAGCGGAAAAUAGUACGGACACCGCCAAGUGCUACGAGAUAGCCAAGAAAGUGGGCAAGCCGCUGUUUUGCGCGUUCAAUCGGCGAUUCGAUCCAGCUUACUCGAGCGUGCGGGAUCGAGUUCGCAAAGGUGAGAUCGGACACGUUCAUAUGAUCAAGACAGUCGCUCGCGAUUCCCCUCUGCCAACUAUAGAAUAUUUGGCCGCGUCCGGCGGCAUCUUCCACGAUUGUCUAGUCCACGACAUCGACAUGGUCACUUGGGUGAUCGGAGAUUACCCAGACAAGGUUGCGGUCCUGGCUGACGCGAACGUCCCGGAAAUCAAGGCGAUUGACGACUUCGACACGGUCGCAGUAACCAUGCACUUUCCGUCAGGAACUCUCGGCAUGAUCGAUCUGUCGCGCAAUAGCAAUUACGGGUACGAUCAGCGACUUGAAGCGUUCGGUCCGAAGGGUAUGUUGCGGGCCGACAACGAACAGCCGAUACAUUCUGUUCAUCGGCACCACGACGUGCAGGGAAAGGUCACCGCUCCGAUCUGGUACUCGUUCGCUAGCCGUUUCUUGAACGGCUACCGAAGGGAAUUCGAUCACUUCGUUGAUAUAGUUCUUGGUAAAGCCGAGUCGUCGGUCAAGUCAAAAGAGAUCCUGGCGGUGAGCAAGAUUGCUACAGCCUGUGAGGAGUCUGUUCGCACGGGAAAAGUCGUGCAUCUCAAAUGGGACAAAAACGAGUUGCCCGAUAAUCAAUGAGAGGACAGCGGGACUUCUUCAAUGAAUAUUUAUGUAAAUCUAUGUAGCAUCAUUUUCUACAUCAAAUAAAAUGUUGUGCAGUGAGAAAGGUGCCGAGAUGAUGUUCCAGCUUUAUAAUAAAUAUUGUUACAUAUAUUGUUUAAAUUUAGCAGGAAAUAAAUUGCUGCAGCAGCAUCAAUGAGAAAACAGCAAGACUUCUA
This is a messenger RNA of Linepithema humile (Argentine ant), 1450 nucleotides long. Its product is annotated as myo-inositol 2-dehydrogenase. Gene Ontology annotation, cellular component: cytoplasm. NCBI's taxonomy places the organism in Eukaryota, Metazoa, Arthropoda, Insecta, Hymenoptera, Formicidae. The record is from RefSeq and is a predicted model, not a curated record. Gene Ontology annotation, biological process: NADPH regeneration. Gene Ontology annotation, molecular function: nucleotide binding; oxidoreductase activity.